Molecule: messenger RNA, 1698 nt
Organism: Chlorella variabilis
Lineage: Eukaryota; Viridiplantae; Chlorophyta; Trebouxiophyceae; Chlorellales; Chlorellaceae
Exons: 8
Coding region: 1-1698 (565 amino acids)
Biological process (GO): tRNA pseudouridine synthesis
Molecular function (GO): RNA binding; pseudouridine synthase activity
Source: RefSeq, a predicted model, not a curated record
AUGCUUGCGGACUUCAUGCCGCCAAUGGAGCAGCUUGCAGCGGCUCCCCGAUAUGUCUUGUCGCUCGUGGAGGAGGCAGCGGCGCUGCAGGCCUGUGCCGGCUGCUGCCUGCGGCUGGCGGCGGUUCGGGAGGUAGCCGCCUACAGCAGCAGCGACCUGCCUCACUCAGCGGCAGAGGUCCUGAGCGCAUUGGGGGAGGGGCAGCAGCACUCCACAGACCAGAAUGGACCUGAAGCUGGAGACGAGACCAGCACGCAUCAGAGCUCGGCUGCGGCAGGUGAUGAGGGCAGCAAGCGGCGGCGGCUAGACGGAACAGGCGACAAUGCAGAUUUGCAAAAGGCAGAAGUGAGCGGCAACCACGGGGCGCCCGUCGCGGAGCAGAGGCGUGCGACGGUGCCCAGCCUGGCAGCAGCAGCCGCAGCCAUAGCAGAGGAGUUUGAGUUUGAGAGUUUUGCGCUGGAGGUCAGUCUGCCCGCCUCGCUGGCCGUGCGGCAGCAGGCACUGAGCUGGCGGCUGCGCCAGCGGCAGCAGCAGGGACAGCGGGAGGACGUUGCGGCGGCGCUCGGAGCGGCAAUGGAGUCUACAGUAGACAUUAAGGAGGCAGUGAGGCUGUUGUACAGCUGCCAGCUGGCUGCAGCGCUGGGCAGGCCUCACAACCCUCAAGCGGAGCUGCGUAUCGCGCUAACCGUGACGCACCCCAACGCAGCGGCAGAGUGCGACUGGCUGGCUCCCAGCAGUGGUAAGCAGCGGCGUGGCCGGCACGGCCACGGCCGGCAGCUGCAGCAGCAGCAGCAGCAGCAGCCAGAGCUGCCGGCGGCGACCGAGGCGGUGGCGCAGCGGCUGGGGGCCAUGCCAGAGGCAGCGUUCCUGGCCAGCUGCCCUGCCUCCGCAGCGCAGCUGGCGCCGCCCCUGUCGCCGGCCACGGUGCUGCUGCAGGCGCGGCGAAGGCCGCUGCACGUGGGCGGCAGGUACCUCAAGCUGCGCCGAGGCAUCCCACAGUCUCCGUGGUUCAUCGAUGGCCAGCGCAAGGGCGAGGGCUCGGUUCAGGAGGCGAUUGAGCGGGCAGUGCUGCCCGCCUUCCGCGCAGACUCGUACAAAAUGGUGUCGGCAGGGCGGGAGGACAUCGAUGUGCGGAUGCUGGGCAGCGGCCGGCCUUUCAUCCUGGAGAUCCAAAAUGCCAGGCGCGCGGUGCCAGCGCCCGACCAGCUGCAGCGCAUGGAGGCUGCGGUGCUGGAGGCCACCGCUGGCGGCGUAGCGGCGCGGGGGCUGCACUGCGCGUCUGCCAGCCAGCUGGCGGCGCUCAAGGAGGGUGAGCAGGACAAGCAAAAGUCGUACAUGGCGGUGUGCUGGCUGCCGCGGCCGCUGACGGAGGCUGACGCGGCACUGCUGGAAAGCACGCGGGAGCUGGAGAUUUUGCAGCAAACGCCCGUGCGGGUGCUGCACCGGCGCGCCAACCUGGAGAGGCCGCGGACCGUGCAUGAGAUGCACGCUAUGCGGCUGGCUGGGCAGCCGGCGGGCUAUUUUGCGUUGCGGCUGCGCGCGCAGGCGGGAACCUACAUCAAAGAGUUUGUGCACGGCGACCUGUCCCGCUCGCGGCCCAGCCUGGGCGAUCUGCUGGGCUGCAAGGCGCAGAUACUGACUCUGGAUGUGCUGAAGAUUCACAUGGAGUUUGGGUGCCCGCAGCAGCAGGAGCAGUAG